GACGUGAAUUCAGUAGCCUAUAUCCUUGGUAUAGCCCCGGUAUCCCCUAAUCUUCAUCGGAUGCGCUCUUAAAUGCGCUGCUACUCACCGAACGUUUCAGAGAUCUCAGGUUAUGAUGCUGCGUGUAUUUCAUCAAAUGCUCGCAGUCAAACAAUAACCAUAAUAUUUUCCAUUGUACGGACUGCGUUCUCACCAGCAGCGAACCGCACCACGGCACGAAUUGAAUCGGAACCGGGACGACCCUUUUUUUGGCGAACCACGGUGUGCGGAUAGAGUAUUCACACGGGUGUAGUGCAAGUCUCUUCGAGGUUUAUCAAUCAUCACCUCACCACGUGGAGGGAAGUCCACCUCCAACAUACUUUCUGUUCAGUCUUAUAUCAUGCCUGAUACGAUCAGAUGAUAUAAUAACCUCAAUAUGAUAUGCAAUUACAUAAGGGAGAUGCAGUAUAUGCCUAUAUGUCAUGGCUUUCGCAGUGCUAUUACACAUACUAUCCACUAUCCUGAACCCUAAACUUAAUGUAAUGAUUUAGAGGUCACCACCUUAAAUAAAUACACAUUUAGAUGUGUCUAUUGAAUGUUGUGAUGGUAGCAGAUGUUCAUAUGAUUAAUGACUCACUCACUGCUUGUAGCAGCUCACCAUAUUGACCCACCAAGGGAAGGCAAUCACAAAUUUCACUUGGCUCCUGGAUGAAACAGGAUAGUACAGGAUGCAUCAACCUUCACAACACUCUCGAUAAAUUCUCCCCGUCUUUCUCACUCUUUCUCUUUCCUUCCUUUUUUCUCGCACCCUCUCCGUCCCUGCCUCCCUCUCCUUAUCCACCUUCACUCCUCCACUCCCUCUUUCUCAUCUUACUCCCUCUCUCAAUCCCUCUCCCCCUCAGCCAAACAUUGAUCCCUGUGUGCCACUUCAAUACGUUAAUGAACUCCCCUGUGUGUGUGGAGGCAGGGAUAGAGUGAGCAAUAAGCUGCACCUCAUGCAGAGGUGUCAUUUACCAGGAUCCAUGGCCCCACAUCUCUCCCCAUUACCUGCUUUCUGAUGUCCCAUCGGUAUAUUAAACCAAACUUCAUUAACUUACCUUCGCCGAACCUGCACUCUCAAAAUGGUUAAGCUAAACAAAACUUGUUUUUGGCAUAAGAAGCCUCUCAUUUCCCAGUGCACCUCAUUUUCUUAAUAAACUUCGCUAGGUCAGCGUCAGCGAUUAGCAUACACAUCUGGGUCGGGAAUUGGAAUAUGCGUACACAGAAGUUUUAUAUGCUGCUGUUCAGCAUUUUAAUGGCAAGCAUUACACAGAUGGACAUUUCAAUUACAUGUAAGAGUAAAGAGAUAGAACAAUGAGACUUAGUCUGUUUAAAAUGCACCCGCGAGUAUUAAUCAUUUAGACACAUCUCCCCUUAUUGUGAAUAAAUCAUGUGUAAAGCUAGAAUAUGAAUCCGGGGUUGAAGGUGAUUGGAGGUGGGUAGUGAGUGAGAGAAGGGUGAACUUGAGUCACAUCACCCUUCCCGUCAGAGCUCUGCCAUUAUUAUUGUGUGUGUGUGUGUGCGUGCGCGUGUGUGUGGCUUGACAUUUCUAUAAGUCAAUGGUGUGACCUUGGUGUGAAUAACAGGAGCGAAAUAUAAAUGUUGAUUAAAGCCAGUGUGUCAGGUCAGCUUUUAAAGGAAUGGUUUCCACAAACUCAUCAUUAGAAAAGCCUCCCUGUUGUGUAGGCAACACUUUCCUGAGAAUUGAAAAUGGCUGUGGGAGUUUUCCCCAGACCUCACUGACUGUAGCUAUGAGCAUGAUUUAAUCAUAUCGGUGAACGUUAUUGACUGGAAACUCAAUCAAAUGUCUUACAUGGCCGGGAUCAUAAUUUCUAAGCAUAAAUAGAUCAUAAACUCCAGCUUUACAUAAGAUAAUUAAACGAUAGACCAACAGUUUAAAUUAGGUUACGUUAGCAGAGACAGUUACUGUACAUAGGAAACAAUGAAGUCUGGAUCCAAGUUCCAACACAUAUUGUAGAUAUGCCACUUCCGUUCUGCUUCCUGUUGACAGUCUAUGUGUCUAUAUUUAAACAGUGUGAUAUAAAAUACUCCAAUACCCGACUGCCAAAAACCUCUUGAGCCAUUAUUGGACAUAACCAUCUUCGGAAAGACCAUCGUCUGCUGGUGUACUGAAAACCAAACCCCAUUGGCACAUGGAAUACAUAUAGUCAGUGAGCAGUUGGCAUGAACCCAGCUGUGCCAUUGCUAACAUUCUAUUUAUACCCUAGGGUCCAGGGGCCAUUUUAGAAGAGCCUUGUCUAUUCUUAGUUUGUGUCUAGGUCAUUAUGUGAAUGGAUUCUGCUUCUCCACACUAAGACAAAGCAGGCACCAUGCUGACCAGCAUUACAGAUGGGAUCCUGUGCUGUCUGACUGGGAAGGCUGCCAGCCUGGUGAUGCCCGUCGACUCUUCUGAGCCAGCGGACACCUUCGAGUUUGUAGAAGUGAAGCCUGGGAGAGUCCUCAGGGUUCGCCACAUCAUGCCCGAGCGCCGGGCACCAGUAGUGACGGAGGAGGACCAAGUAAAGGAGCCAGAGCAGGAGAAGGGCAGUGGAAACAGCAACAACAGUAGCAGUGUGCACUGCAAGCGCAAGAUCACUGUCUACCGCAACGGCCAGCUAGUCAUUGAGAACCUUGGUGACGUGCUGCACUCUGAGAUUGUCCAGUGCCAGAAUGGAGACCUGGAGCCCUGCAGCACCGUGGAGGUGGAACUGGCCGACUAUAAGGAAGUGCCCACAUCUCCUGAACCAAAACCCGCGCCUCCCCUGUCCAUGGUCGGGGAGCAGAAACCCGCGCCCCCGCCUCGCCGGCGCCGCCGAAAGCCCAAGCGCAUGGUGAUGAUUGACUCGGAGAGGGAGAUCUCCAGCUGCAAGGGGACGCACUCGGACGUGGCGCUCUUUUUCGUGCACGGGGUCGGCGGCUCGCUGGACAUCUGGGGCAGCCAGCUGGACUUCUUCUCGCGGCUAGGGUAUGAGAUCAUCGCACCUGACCUGGCGGGCCACGGGGCCAGCAGGGCCCCCCACAUUGCGGCGGCCUACACCUUUUACGCCUUGGCCGAAGACAUGCGUGCCAUCUUCAAGAAAUACGCCCGUAAACGCAACAUCCUCAUUGGGCACUCCUAUGGGGUAUCGUUCUGUACCUUCCUGGCCCAUGAGUAUCCAGACCAGGUUCACAAGGUAGUGAUGAUCAAUGGAGGGGGGCCCACAGCUCUGGAGCCCAGCCUCUGUUCCAUCUUCCAGCUGCCUUCUUGUGUGCUGCACUGCCUGUCUCCCUGCCUGGCCUGGAGCUUUCUCAAGGCUGGGUUUGCCCAUCAGGGAGCCAAAGAGAAGCAGCUGCUGAAGCAGGGCAAUGCCUUCAACGUGAAUCCAUUCGUGCUGCGUGCCAUGAUGAGCGGGCAGUACUGGCCCGAGGGGGAUGAGGUGUACCACGCUGAGCUAACCGUGCCCAUCCUGUUGGUGCACGGCAUGUACGACAAGUUUGUGCCCAUUGAUGAGGACCAACGCAUGGCCGAGAUCCUUCUGUUUGCUUUUCUGAAAGUCAUCGAGGAGGGCAGUCACAUGGUGAUGAUGGAGUGCCCUGACACAGUCAACACCCUCCUGCACGAGUUUUUCCUAUGGGAGCCUGACAUGUCCAAAAAGAACGCCGCCAAGACUGAUCCUGACAAGACUGUCAUAGUCAAUGGUGUUGUCGCCCAGACACCAAAACCAAACAAGCCCAUGGACAAAUAACCAAUAAUGAGUCUCAUUUUACAUGAGCAAACCCAAUCCGAGGGCCUGUCUUUGGCAGGUGGCACGUGGUCUUAAGGCUGCUCGCAGGCUGAGAGCUGUUAUUAACUGGGCCAGAGUUUGUUGUGGAAGUGGAGGAGAGGCACCUGGUGCUCCAAGCUAGAGUUGGCAUUUGAAUAGGACUGUGGCAAGAAAAAUGAAGAAAAGGAUGGAAAGAAGAGGAAUCUGACAGAGAUGCGUGUUUCUCUUUCCCCUUUGACAGCUGUCUGUGCUUCAUCAUGCGGUGUAUGUAAUCAGACAGACCUCGGGUCCAGAGGAUGUUAUUAAAACACAAUAUCCAUUUGUAAUUCUCUCGAGUACCAAACUUGGUUGGUGAGUGGACCAUUGUGAACCAAAGCGAGGAAGGCAUGACCAUUAAAUGGUGUGUGGAUCGCCUUGCUACCUAUCAUCCAUUAUCUUGUGAGUAAUAUUUCACUGCUGAUUGGUGUCCUGACGAAAUGAUGAUCUUAUAAAACUGGGUCCAUAUUAUGGAUUCACUUCAAAGCGGAAAAUAAUUCACUUGGAAAACUGUGAAACUAUCCAGACAAUAUGGCAGGUAGCCUCGUGGUUAGAGGGUUGGGCCAGUAACCAGCAGGUAGCCUCGUGGUUAGAGGGUUGGGCCAGUAACCAGCAGGUAGCCUCGUGGUUAGAGGGUUGGGCCAGUAACCAGCAGGUAGCCUCGUGGUUAGAGGGUUGGGCCAGUAACCAGCAGGUAGCCUCGUGGUUAGAGGGUUGGGCCAGUAACCGAAAGUUUGCUAGAUCAAAUCCCCGAGCUGACAAGGUAAAAAUCUGUCGUUCUACCCCUGAACAAGGCAGAUAGCCCACUGUUCCCCGGUAGGCCGCCAUUGAAAAUAAGAAUGUGUUCUUAAUUGACUUGCCUAGUUAAAUAAAGGUUAAAUAAAUGUUUUUUUUUAAAUGACAAUUAAAAAAUACAAGUCAAUGAGUGACUAGUGUAUUAUGGGAGUAAGAUUUGCCAUGCCACAUUGCGAUCCAGUUUGCAUGAGGUCAUCAUCAUGGUAAUCAUCCCAUACUAAGCAGGUUAUAGUGUUGACUGGAUGGAAGUGGUGGAUGGAUUGGUAAUUGUUAUGGCAACAAGUUACUACAAGACAUACACCACACACCUAAACAAAUGGGCCAUACAAGUUCUCAUAAAAUAUAAUCAAGCCAAAGUAAAGCUGUUAAAACAUGUCCUUAAGCAAACUAAAUAUCUGUCAGUUGCAGUCAGUAUCUGUCUGUGCAUUCAUUCACACCUGCAGUCUAGGAUACAGGUUCGCUUUUGAAACAUAGUGAUUCAUCUAUACCCAACAUGGAGCAUUUUGCCUCAAGAACAUUUUGCGGUGUUAUCUGAUAUUAUGCAUUUAGAAACCUAUGCUUACUCUGUGUCUACGUUAUGAAUUAUCUAACCUAACUGGACUAUUUGAAGUUGCUGCAUGAAUAGGCUUUUAAGAUAUUAGAGAAUUUUCUUGUCAAUAUACAGUUGAGAAAUCCAAAAACCUCCCCUGUCCUCUGAGAGUAUAAUCUAAGCGGCAUUAUGGACAGAGGAGACGUUGGACCAAAGCUUUGGUGAUAGGCAAUCCAAAUAAUGUAAGAGUAGUCCAUAACAAUUAUUUUUAAAUACUGAUGCUAGUUAUUCAACUAACAAUAGGGCAACUCAUUUUGCCUCUGAAUUUGAUAUAACACCAUUAUGAAUGAUGUUGUUCUUCUGUCUACCAGAUAGUAUAGCAAAGCAUUGUCCUCCACUACCCUCCAGUCAAUCUGUUUGUGCUUGCAAUGUCAAAGGUCGUCCAUGAUAAUAAGCUAAAGGACAUAAGUUUUCAGGUGCUCAUUUGUGAACGUUUUCUUGUCUCAUAAUGAGAGUAUGUGAUUUGAUCUGUGAUUAAGAAGUAGGAAGCACAGUAACACAUGUAUCUGAUUCAAUCUCUCCGACUGUUAACAUGCUUUACUCACAUAUGCAUUAUCCUGAGAAAGGAUCAGAGAUGAUUAUGCAAUUUCUAAGGAGAUGAGUUAUGAACUGUACAGAAAGAUAAUGCAUAAGUAAUGGAAACAAGUAGGUUGAGGAACAAAUGAGUUUGAAUUGGCUGUUGAAAAGAAGAUGUAUUCAUGUAGACUGUCAAAAAUACCAUGAAGUGCUGCUGAUCCAGUCUGCUUAGGCACUGUAUAGAUUGUUCCGACAGCUAUAUGGAUUGAAGGGCGUACAUUUGCUUCCUCCACUUAAUGUCUAAAAAAACAGUCUCUCCUAUCCAGUGUGCUAUCAUUUGUGGUUAAAAAUGUGUAAAUGUCAUUAAUGCAUUUAUUCCUAGACAUCAGAACUCAUGCACUGCCUGAAUGUAGGUGCAUAUACAGUUCAGAUAUAUGGACAUGUUCAGUUGAGUGUAUGAAUGUGCCUUUCCUGGCAUGAAAUAAAACAAAUGUUUACAUUA
Oncorhynchus nerka (sockeye salmon) is the source of this 6199-nucleotide messenger RNA. Its product is annotated as protein ABHD8-like. Lineage: Eukaryota; Metazoa; Chordata; Actinopteri; Salmoniformes; Salmonidae. The coding region runs from base 2349 to 3743 and encodes 464 amino acids. Gene Ontology annotation, molecular function: catalytic activity. The transcript has 5 exons. The record is from RefSeq and is a predicted model, not a curated record.